Messenger RNA from Brachypodium distachyon (stiff brome), 4025 nucleotides. RefSeq names its product mitogen-activated protein kinase kinase kinase YODA. Lineage: Eukaryota; Viridiplantae; Streptophyta; Magnoliopsida; Poales; Poaceae. Gene Ontology annotation, biological process: protein phosphorylation. The record is from RefSeq and is a predicted model, not a curated record. The coding region runs from base 552 to 3242 and encodes 896 amino acids. Gene Ontology annotation, molecular function: ATP binding; protein kinase activity. The transcript has 13 exons.
AAGUAAGUCCGUGUUUACACGGUGCGACCUCUGCGCAGAGCAUCUUCUCCCGAUUUCUCUGCAACCUCUCACUCCCGAUACCUCUCACUGCCGAUCCAGCGCCCACUCCAACCUCCGCCGUCGCCUCCGCCAGCAAGCCCACGCCACCUCUCCCACACCGCCGUCUGCCCGCGGAGAGGAGAGCACGGCCAGCCAAGCUCCAGCAACCGCCACCGACGCCUCCCCCAACGCCCGGAUCGAGCCCCAUCCUCCCCCGACAGCGCCCCCCGUCCGGAUCGAGCAAUUGGUCUUGCCGGCGGCGGGGUUGUUCUGGGAGUCGACGGGAGGCAAGCAGCAGAGGAGGGAGACUGGGAAGGAAAGAGUGAAUGGACUGUUAUUAUAAUGUUCUAUUGUCAGUCUGCCGUGGGAGUUGAGCUGUUAUAUGAGAUCACGAGAAAAGCAUGUGCAUGUGCUCUCAUUUAAUUGGCACAAUAUAGUAUUUGGUAAGUUUGGCUGACAUUGUGGUGAGUAUUUAGACGGUUAGACACACCACAAAUUCUUCUACAUUCGAUAUGCCAUCAUGGUGGGGGAAGUCUUCCUCAAAAGAUGCAAAGAAAACUACCAAAGAGAACCUCAUCGAAACAUUUCAUCGUUUCAUAAGUCCAAAUGAGCAAAAGGGAACCACAAAGUCAAAACGGGGUUUUAGACGUGGCAAUGAUACAGCUGUUGAAAAAGGCUGCCGAUCUACCACAGUAUCUCGUCCAACUUCGCCCUCAAAAGAAGUCUCUCGCUGUCAAAGCUUUUCAGCUGAUAGGUUACAUUCCCAACCACUUCCGGUUCCUGGGUUACGUCCUGCAGUAACACGCACCGUUUCUGACAUCACUGAAUCAAAGCCUAUAUUGGAAAAACGUGGCAAACCACCACUGCUUCUGCCACUUCCUAAACCUAGCAAGCCUCAGAAAAGGUCUGGAAAUAGUGGACUUGUUUCAGAAAUAGUGAUUGCUUCAAUCUCUAGCAACUGUUCUGCUGACAGUGAUGAUCGUGGAGAUUCUCAGCUUCCAAGCCCGGUGGGAAUUGAUGCUGAUAACACAACAAAUGUUACUCCGAAGAGCAAGUCAAGUAUUGUGCGCAAAGACCGUCCUGGUGCUAUUGCCACAAAGAAUACAAAGGAGAUGACGAAGACAGCUAAUCAAUUCCUCGGUAACCAUAUAUUAUCCACAUCACCGAGAGGUAUUGUAGCUGACAAUCAUCAAUCCAAUUUACUAAAUCAACGGCCAGUAGUUUUGGAGAGUGCUCCCAAUAGUUUGAUGUCAAGCCCAUCUAGAAGUCCAAGAAGAAUAUGCCCUGAUCAUAUUCCAACUUCAGCCUUUUGGGCAGUGAAGCCUCAUACAGAUGUUACUUUCCUUGGCUCUGGACAGUGCUCCAGUCCAGGUUCAGGGCAAACAUCUGGGCAUAAUUCGGUGGGUGGUGAUAUGCUUGCCCAGCUUUUUUGGCAGCCCAGCAAAGGUAGUCAAGAGUGUUCACCAAUUCCUAGCCCAAGAUUGACAAGUCCAGGUCCUAGUUCAAGGGUGCAUAGCGGAAGUGUUUCUCCAUUGCAUACGAGGUCUGGAGUGAUGGCACCUGAAUCUCCAAUAAGUCGGAAUGAUGGUGGGAAGAAGAAGCAAACCCACAGAUUGCCCCUUCCACCACUGAGCAUCUCUAAUAGUUCAUUUUUUCCAAACAAGUCCACGCCAGCUAGUCCUAUUUCAGUUUCUCGUAGUCCUGGUAGAACAGAGAAUCCACCAUGUCCUGGAUCAAGAUGGAAGAAGGGCAAGCUGAUUGGUCGCGGGACAUUUGGCCAUGUAUAUGUUGGCUUUAACAGUGAUAGCGGUGAAAUGUGUGCUAUGAAAGAGGUUACACUAUUCUUGGAUGAUUCUAAGUCAAAAGAAAGUGCAAAGCAGUUGGGGCAGGAAAUAUCACUCUUGAGCCGCUUACAACAUCCAAAUAUUGUACGAUACUAUGGAUCAGAAACGGUUGAUGACAAGCUCUAUAUAUACUUGGAGUAUGUGUCUGGUGGAUCUAUCCAUAAACUUCUGCAAGAGUAUGGACAGCUUGGUGAACCAGCAAUGCGCAGCUAUACUCAGCAGAUACUUUCAGGCUUGGCUUAUUUGCAUGCUAAGAAUACAGUCCAUAGGGAUAUCAAAGGCGCAAACAUACUAGUGGAUCCUAGUGGUCGUGUUAAGCUUGCAGACUUUGGAAUGGCUAAACAUAUCAAUGGGCAUCAAUGUCCUUUCUCAUUUAAGGGUAGUCCAUACUGGAUGGCUCCAGAGGUUAUAAAAAGUUCAAAUGGUGGAUGCAACCUUGCGGUUGACAUAUGGAGUUUAGGAUGCACAGUCCUGGAGAUGGCUACAUCAAAACCACCAUGGAGUCAGUACGAAGGGAUUGCUGCAAUGUUCAAGAUUGGAAAUAGCAAGGAACUUCCACCAAUACCAGAUCACCUCUCGGAGCAGGGCAAGGACUUCAUUAGGAAGUGUCUGCAACGUGAUCCUUCUCAACGUCCCACAGCAAUGGAGCUUUUGCAACACCCGUUCAUACAAAAUAGAGUCCCACUUGAGAAAUCUGUUAUUUCUGAUCCAUUGGAACAUUUGGCUGUGAUAUCUUGUAGACCGAAUUCCAAGGUGGCUGGGCAUACAAGAAAUAUCUCCUCAUUGGGAUUGGAGGGUCAGACCAUCUACCAGAGAAGGGGCGCAAAGUUCUCUUCAAAACACAGCGACAUCCAUAUAAGGAGCAAUAUAUCAUGUCCAGUUUCUCCAUGUGGAAGUCCUCUGCUAAGGUCAAGGUCUCCUCAACAUACAAAUGGCAGAAUGUCACCCUCUCCAAUUUCGAGCCCUAGAGCUACUUCAGGCACUUCCACUCCCCUGUCUGGUGGGAAUGGGGCUAUUCCUUUUAAUCAUUUAAAGCAACCAACCUACAGCAAUGAAGGAUUUGCAAUCGCAUCAAGAGGCCCGGACGAUCAUUUCCCCAGCCGGCCUACAGAUCCUAUCCUUGGGCAAUAUGUUCGAGUACAUCAGGUCUCACAGGGGCUUCAGGAUAGGGUAGUAUCUGAAGCUGACAUUCUGAGCCCCCAAUUUGGAAAGAGGCUCGAAAAUGUUUUUGAUUUGCGUGAUAGACUGUCACCUUCUGAACAUUUCAAUCGCCAUGCCUUUGUGGAUCAUGUGAAGUCAAAUCCUUCACUAGACUUCACAUCUGGUUCUCCACACCUUGGACUCAGGCAUGAUAACUAAAUUUUAAGGCCAAGUGGUAUUUUUUGGAGCUUGGUAAGGUAACUGAGUGGUGUUCUGCUACUUUGGCCGUUCAGUAACUGGAAUUGUAUGAUAGUAUGACCGUAUGAGAAUUAUCAUUAAUUUAUUUUGAAGCUAACAGUUAAUGAUGGAUGGGUUCUUCGUUGUCAUCCACACAAAUAGACAAAGCAGACCGUCCAUACCUGUCAGGCAGAACAAGGCGUUGCAUACUACAACUGGCGUGCUAACAGGUGUCAAAUGACAGGACUGUAUACUAGAUACCCUACAGACUGAAGGACCCAGCCAGAGUAGUAGUUCGCCACCUGUAUACUCACUCUCUUGCCAUUAUAUGUAACCUUUCCUUGGCGUCCUGAUGCCAAUGUACAGAAGGAAUCUCAAGAGCCAAGAUUUUUGCACAGCAGAAACAGUUGAGCCAUUCAGUACCGCAUUUUUUAACAGCUACACAUCUCACCCGUGGUUGAAGCUACUGCUGCAAGUUACCUGCAUGCUGGAAGUACUUCGCAGCAGCGCCCCCUGCCGAUGAGCCAACUCAUUCACUGUACCAGUUACCCUGGAAAUCUAUACAAAGAAUCUGAUCCCUGAUUAAAUUAGCUUGCUCCAUAUGUAUAAUUUUUCAGAUCUGCCACCCACGUUGUCCAUAAUUUCAUAUUGAACCCGUAUAUAAACCUUCUCUGCUUAACUGCUGGUAGUUAUAUUCAUGCAAGCAGCAAGUUACAGGCUAUGCGUUAUGCACAUGUUUUUGUGCAAGCUGUUUUUUUACUAUUA